Caenorhabditis auriculariae is the source of this 5078-nucleotide messenger RNA. Lineage: Eukaryota; Metazoa; Nematoda; Chromadorea; Rhabditida; Rhabditidae. The record is from the annotation of a GenBank genome assembly.
AUGGCGACCUCGGCAGAUUACGACGCUUUGCCGCCGAAAGAGGCGUUGUUGGAAGUCUUGGAAGAGCCAAAAGACGUGAAGACGCUUGAUGAUUUCAUGAGAAUGGGUCGUUACUGUUUUCUGAUUCUUAUUUUCGCCGAGUUCGCUCUGCUCGCCGGCGCCGGCAACAUGAUCUUCAUGAUGUACGCAGGUUUGGAGAAAUGAAUUCAAACAAAUGAAAUAAUGUGGAAAUUGAGGAGCCGUCCCGAAUGCCGUGAGUUGUCGAGGGCCCGAAGUUUUCAUCGAAGAUCUUUGCGCCACCGCUUUCGACUACAGUAACCCUCCCAACUGUACAGUUGAAACGAAGGCCGACUUCGUUUCUGUUAACGUCGAUGUGGGUUUUGAAUUGUAUUUUCAACUGAAUCCAUUCAUUGGAUGUCAUCUUCAACAUUUGAGGCUUACAUUCACAUUGUCUCGCUUCGAAAUUAAGCUAUAUUUAAACAUAAAAAAAUUCCUUUUCGAGAACUAGAUUUGCAAAUAUUCGUUUGAAUGACUCAGAAUAAUAUCUUAGAUUCCAGCGAUGAGAAAAACUCAGAAGUAUAAUUUGAAAUAUUUUAAAAAUUUUCAUAUUAAAACCCUUUUCAUCAAUUGAAUAAUGAAGCAACUGGCGACUAUUCUCACAAGAUUCUUGCAGUUUGGAUAUGUUUGCGACGCGGGAAACUGGGUGAAAACAAGCAUUUCGAUGCAAAUGCUGGGCGUUCUGUUCGGCACGGUCAUCGCCGGAAACCUGAGCGAUCGUCUCGGCAGAUUGCGAGUCAUUUUUUCUUCCAACUUUAUCCGAAACUCGGCUCAACUUCAUGCGGAACAAUAUUUUUCAGGUUCUCUCGUUCUCCUUCGUUUUUGUCGCCAUCUUCAGCGUUGCCACCGCCUUUUCCACGAAUUUGCUCGUUUUUACUGUGUUUCGGACAAUUUUGGGAGUUUUCAAUGGCGGCUUAGUUGGGUAAGCAUCAACAAUUUAUUCUAGCUGUGCAAAACUUCGAAGUAUUCGGAAACGUGACCUAUAAAAUGAUUUUUUAUGUUCCGCUAGGAGAUGAAGAGAAGCUGAAAUUUCGAAAAAAAUUUUUAAAAAAAUUUAGAACUUUGUGUUUUUUUCUAUGAUAAUUGAAAUUAUUUCUUAUUCUUUUUGUUUGUGUGACGUUAGACUGUACUUUCUUGAUGAUUUGAACAGAAAUUAUUAUAUUAUAGUUUUUCCCGUUGGUGCCGAGGAUCCUUUUUUCUUAUUUUUCGAACUAAUUAUUUUUGUAAAAACCUUAAAUUGGGUGAAUAAUAAUCAGAGAGGCAUUCUCAUCAGUUUUCAACAGAAAACCGAUUUGAAAACGGUUGAAUAUGAAUGGAAAACGAGCCAAAACGGUGCGGCGGCAGCCGAAAAAUCGGAAAACGCCAGAUUUUUCGGUUUUCUCGAGCGUCACUAAAAGCUUCAUAACUAAGCUCAAAAUCAAAAUUUUUCGAAAAGCUAAACUGAUUUGAUUUUUGGACAAUCUGCUCUAUCCAGUGAUAUUGGUUUCGACUAAGCAUUACUUUUUUCAAAAAUGGCUUGUGGUGCCUUAACUUACACGGGAAGUGCGAAAGGUCGAGGUAUUGGAAUUUAAUGAAACUUGGUAUAUAGGUACUUCCGAACACCCUGAAUCCAAAGCAGUUGGAAAAAAGUGCGCCUUUUUGGUUUUAGUCGAGUUAGAGCGCCUCAAAGUUUGCACGCAAAAAUUGCAUUGGAAGGGAGGAGGGAAUGUAUUGUGGCGGCUAACUCUAGCUGCCAGCAGGCGGCGUGGUGUAGUGGCUAGAGGCCUUGCGCUGUGAAACCUAUGAUGCAGGCUCGGUCCCUUUUUGGUCAAAUUUUUUUUUGCCAUGAAGUUUUUCGAAAAAAUUGAUGAACUUUAGAAGAUAGAACGAAAAAUACCGUUCAAAGUGUCAAAAUUCACUAUUUUAUGUCGUUUUGAGAAAGACUUUCAACAAAAAAAUUUUUUAGUCUUUUUUUGUCCUGCUCUGUGCAGGAAAUUUGGGCGUCGAGAUUAUUCUUGCGAGAGUUCAUAGUUUUGUGAUAUAAAUAACAACUUAUUGUAGUUCUAUGCUUCUAUUCUUAUUCAUCAAACAAUUUUUUUCUUCAAGGGUGGCGGUUAGUUAACCCACUUCCUCGUUGUUUUCCUUCCCUGCAGCAUCGCCAUAUCAUCUCGAUUGUGAAAAUAAAGUGAAGCUGGACUUUGAUACACAUUUUUACACACAUAACGUCAUAAAGGAAGGAAAGAAGAAUAAAUCUCAUAAAACUUUGAUUUUAUUGGUUCAUCAGAAAACUUUUUGCAGGAAUGGGUCGACCAUAAGCCUUAUGGUUAGGCAAGGAAAAAUGGAGCAAAAAAUUUUUUGUCGAAAUUCUUUCUCAGAUGGGCAUAAAGUGGUGAAUUAUAAAGUUUUGAGCUUUUCUUUCACUCCAUCAUCAAAACUUCCUCAUUUUUCAAAUAAAAGAAAUUGGCAAAAAAAAUUUGACCAAAAAGGGACCGAACCUGCAUCAUAGGUUUCACAGCGCAAGGCCUCUAGCCACUACACCACGCCGCCUGCUGGCAGCUAGAGUUAGCCGCCACAAUACAUUCCCUCCUCCCUUCCAAUGCAAUUUUUGCGUGCAAACUUUGAGGCGCCCUAACUCGACUAAAACCAAAAAGGCGCACUUUUUUCAACUGCUUUGGAUUCAGGGUGUUCGGAAGUACCUAUAUACCAAGUUUCAUUAAAUUCCAAUACCUCGACCUUUCGCACUUCCCGUGUUAGGUUCACAAUUUUGAUAAAAAAAGAAUUAAAUGUAAAACCUUCUAAUUUUUCCUACUUAUUAAUUGAUAAAAAAACUCUUCAGGCUCCAAGCUUUUUUUGCUCAGUCAUAGUUUAUUGAAAAUUUGAAUCAAAUUUGAUUGAAAUAGCUUUUGAACAGGUAUUUUCUAAGUUGGAACGGCACUUUCAAAAAGUUUUCCGAAGAUCGGCCGUUUUGUAGAAUUUCCUCUUUCAACUUCAAACUUUUCAUUAUUCGUUAUGGUUCAAAGUUAAGAACAUACGGUGUGUACAAAAUCGAGCACGUGCCAAGAAGACACCGUUUCCUGGUGGCGACGAUCGUCAGCUGGGCUCCCAACAUGAUGCUUCUCUCGGUUGUUGCCUGGUUAGCCAAUGAGGAAGAUUGCUCAUAUUAUAGCGAGUUCUCAGGUGGACCCAAGACUGGCGCACUUUCCAGCUCGCUAUUCUUGUGCUGUCGUCUCCAGCGGCUCUGCUCUACUUGUGAGAUCAAUCUUCUCCCAAGGAUAUUGUUUUUUUUCUGUUUCAGUUUUGUGAAUGAAUCUCCAAGAUGGCUCAUACAGCGUGGACGAGUUGCAGAAGCGCGUCGGGUGCUGAGAAAAAUCCAAAAGAUGGACGGCGCCAAGGAAAGUUCGAAAGAAGAGUUGGAGAAGAUGCUCGACAACGAGCAGAAGGUCUGAUUCAAGUUGGUUCAUCUGGAUGAAACUUCUGCAGAUUCACGAAGAGACGCUGAAGCAAAAGAAGAACUAUGAUAUGCGGGACUUGUUCUCCACCAAGUACUUCACAUUCAUCACAUUUGUGAUGCUCUUUGGAAAGUUCGUUUCAAGUUUCAUUCCUAUCAAAUAGGGAAAGGCAGAGUCCCAGUUUCGCAGGUCUUUUUCUAAAGACUUUAAAGACUAUUUCAGAAGAUAAGUUACGUUUUGCGGGUGACAUGAAUGUAGAACUCGUGAACAAAAGUUGAAUGAAUGAACAAAAAAAUGAACUUCAAGGAUAAGAAAGUUUGGAUUGUGCUAAAAAUUGCAGUCUGGUAGGUUAAGAAGAGCAAGUUGAGGAUUAGUUUUGAGUUUUAACUUCGCUGCAGUAUUAAAGCUUUCAUAGUUGGAAAAAGUUUGCAGAAAAAAGUUUAUAUUUUUUGCAUCAUAGCAUGUUUUAAGAAUAUAAAAGGCAUCGAUCCUAUUGAUUUAUAGGGCUUUAGUAAAUUAGAUACUUCAAAUAGUGAAGUCAUUUUUCAGGGUCACAACUUCGUUAACAACCUACGGCCUGAUAUUCAACAUCGAGAAACUCGCCGGCUCGAUUUUCAUCAAUUCGCUAGUGAUGGCGAGUCUUCGAUGGGUCUUCAACGUUUCCAUCGGCGCUAUCGAUUACAAGUUCGAAGCCCUUGUUGGUCAGAAAAAGAAGAAGAAUUCAGAUGCAAAUCGGUGGGUCGAAAAGUGGUCCACUUUGCGGCGCAGUUCACAAUUGCCUUGUGUCUUCUCUUCAUUUUUGGUGUUUUUCUUCUAGGUAAGAGCAGUUUGGGCGAUUUUUUCAUUGGAAGUUUUCAAGAUGGUAGCUCGGAGUACUCUUGGGCGGUCCGGAUAGCGUCUCUGAUUGCAAUGUCGACGGCGUCGCAAGUUUUCAUCACGAAAAGCAUCGUGACGGUGGAAUUCUACCCGACGAUGGUCCGGAAUUCCGCGAUCGCGAUUCAGUCGAUGGCCAGUCGCAUUGGAACCAUUCUGGCUCCGCAGCUCUUCAUCUUGGUUCGUUAUCCAUAGCACGAUCGGAAAAUCAUAGUCAGGUCAAAAUGCAAUUCGGAUUUUCUUGGAUGUUCUGAAUAUGUGUCUUUCCCAUGAAUUUCUGUGAAUCAUGAUUGACUCUCCGAAUUCUUCGAUAAAAUUUGGCGAUCAAUGACCGACAGCUAGACUAUCGUUAGCCUUUCAAUUUUUUUCGAAAAACUUUUAUCAUUAAAGGAAACAUGAUUUCUCUUUUUUUAACUUGAUCUAAUUUUCUCAAGAUUCUUUUUCAUUUUUUGGCGAUUUGGAAAAAGGGAAGAAAUGAAACCAAAGGUGUUUAUCUCAAGGGUCUCUGUGAAUGACAAACUCCUCAUUCAGAGUCCCUACCGGAGCAUUCCUUAUGCGGUACUCUCCCUGGUGUCCCUCAUGGACUGUCUCGUCUUCCAAGCGUCGCUGCCGGAGACCAAGAACAUCAACCUGCCCGACAAAGUCCCUGAUAAUUCCUGUUCUGCGAAAAUGAAUUCUGUGAACUCUCCACUAGUCCCUACUGGAAAAUCUUCAGCCUAA